GCCACUUCCUCUCUCGAUCUUUGCGUAACAGUGAGAAAUUCCAAAGUCUCUCCAAAGUGUCUGCACCAUCUCAGUCCAACCUAAUUGUCAUUCGAGCAGAGAAGACCCAACCUGCUGCCACCGAAUGUGGGAGUUGUUUACACUGCAGCAUCAUUGAUCCGAGCCUCACUUGUCAGAAAUUUACCGAGAAGUCCUUGCUCGCGCGUGUCUGAUUGUUUGCUUGCGUGUGUGCGUGGCCAAGCCAUGGGAGACUCCAAUGCGAGCCUGUCGACGGCUGUCUUCAACGAGACGGGUGGUCUGGACGGAGGCCACCACCCCCUCCUCCCUGCCGGGGAGUUCGACCACAUACUGGACACCAGCUACGACACGGACUACGGAGUUCCCCCCGACGAGAUCCCCGACACCACGCAGGGCCAGGCCUUCUUCGUGGCCACCAUCCUCAUCGGUCUGGUGCUGGUGUGCAUCAUGGCGGUUUGCGGCCUUGGGAACUUCCUCUUCAUCGCGUCCCUGGUGCGCUACAAGAAGCUUCGCAAUCUCACCAACCUGCUCAUCGCCAACCUGGCCGUGUCGGACUUCAUCGUGGCGGUGGUGUGCUGCCCCUUCCUCCUUGACUACUACGUGAUGAAGCAGCUGUCCUGGAGCCACGGACCCGUGCUGUGCGCCUCCGUCAACUACCUGAGGACAGUGUCGCUGUACGUGUCCACCAACGCGCUGCUCGCCAUCGCCGUUGACAGGUACAUGGCUAUUGUCCACCCUCUGCGUCCUCGCAUGAAGCACCAGACGGCCUACUGCCUGACCCUGGGGGUCUGGAUCGUCCCCGUCAUCAUCUCCAUCCCCUCGGCCUACUACUCACAGACCCUGUACCCGCACAGCAGCGGCGGCAGCCGCGCCACCCACAAGGUGUUCUGCGCCCAGAUCUGGCCGGUGGACCAGCAGGCCUACUACCGCACCUACUUCCUCUUCAUCUUCGCCGUCGAGUUCGCAGUGCCGGUGAUGGUCAUGGUGAUGUGCUACGUGCGCAUCUCCCGCGAGCUGUGGUUCAAGAGCGUGCCGGGCUUCCAGACGGAGCAGAUCAAGAAGCGGCUGCGGUGCCGCCGCAAGACGGUCAUGGUGCUGAUCGGGAUCCUCGCGGCGUACGUCCUGUGCUGGGCGCCGUACUACGCCUACACCAUCCUGCGGGACUUCCACCCCACGGUCAUCACGCGCCAGCGCCACUCGCUGGUGGCCUUCUACGUCAUCGAGUGCAUCGCCAUGAGCAACAGCAUGAUCAACACCUUCUGCUUUGUCAGCGUCAAGAACAACACGGUCAAGUACCUGAAGAAGAUCGUGCUGCUGCGCUGGAGGUCCACCUACGCGCCCAGCAAGGCCGCGGAAGAAACCGAUCUCCGGACUUGCUCCAUGCCUGUCACAGAGGAGGAAGAGUGCAUCCGGCUUAAGUAGGAUGAAAGGACAAGGAGGGCGGGAGAGAGAACGGGGAAAGGGGUUGGGGGGAGAGCUUUUUUUGA
This is a messenger RNA of Gadus morhua (Atlantic cod), 1505 nucleotides long. RefSeq names its product prokineticin receptor 1b (gene prokr1b). Gene Ontology annotation, cellular component: plasma membrane. Lineage: Eukaryota; Metazoa; Chordata; Actinopteri; Gadiformes; Gadidae. The transcript is spliced from 2 exons. Bases 244 to 1440 code for a protein of 398 amino acids. The record is from RefSeq and is a predicted model, not a curated record. Gene Ontology annotation, molecular function: neuropeptide Y receptor activity. Gene Ontology annotation, biological process: neuropeptide signaling pathway.